AUGGCUGAGGUGCUGACCCCAUCUGAAGAUUCAGUGCACCGGCCUCUCCACCCUCGCCACCUCCAGAAGAUGUUGCACAAGUUCGCCCACUGCGAGGACGACCGCCAGCAGGCGCUGGAAGCAGCUCCCCGGGCCCCGCUGGAAGCGACGCUGGCCACGGUGACCCCGCACCAGCUGCUGGACCUGGCCCUGGUCACCGGGGUGUCUACGCCUCCCAGACAACCAGAACAGAAGCUGCUGGCGUCGAAACCGAUGUUCCAGCGGUGGCUGCAAGUCGUUAGUGAUGCUACCGGUGCCCACGGCCUUUCCGGCCAGCUUAGAGGCUAUCUGAUCGAUCUGGACACCGAUCUGGACGAGGACGAUUUUGCCCUGCUGGAGUCCCAGGGGAACUUUUUGAUGAACUUUUUGACGCUGGCGUGUAAUUUCGGUGGCAAACACUUACUUGGCGAGCCCGGUCUGCCGGGGCUGCUGCUGCUGGGGAACCGUCACCAUAACCACCCGCUUAAAAUGCUGUACCACCCCGUCGACCCAAAUCAACCGUUACACACUUAUCCGAGAGACGGUGGUUUUGCUGAUGAUGCUAGUAGCGAUAAUGCUCUGAUGGCUACGGCUCACUAUACUUGGCCCGAGUAUGACCCGACGUCAGGUGAGCCUACUAAGCCCGGUGAAGCUCCCCACGGCCACCAGCACCUGCCCACUCAACUGGAAAUGGAUUAUCCUACUGACAAACCGGAACUGACGCCAGUAACUCAAACCUGGCCCAUGACCACUGACGGCAACGAACCCCCGGCGUACUCGGACUACUUUGCCGGUACCGAGAUGCCAGCGGAACUCACACCGUUGCAACGGUCGUUUAUCGACCACUUCGACUUGCUGUACGUCAGUGCCAUGGAGUUUGCCACUAAGAUCAAGACUGAUCGUCCGGCUCAACGCACCUGUGAAUUGAUUCAAGUGCUGAUGGCCGAUCGAGUAAAACAGGUAUUUGAUCUCGACGAUAAUGACCGGUUUAUCGGUAAUCUGACGGCGUGGUUGAUCCAUAACGUCAUGCUUCAAGGCCACGUCCAUUUAACUGACCAUUGUCUUCUUUACUUUGGGUUCUUACCUAAACGGAACUUGGUGAUGGACCAUGACUUUGUUAAAGACGAUGAUGCUGUGGACAUCGUCCAAAUGGGGCCCUUAGGUAUGCGCCAGCUGAAGUACGGUGAGGCCAUGGUGACGCUGUUGACCACCCACCGCUACUGGGGGGUGUUGCGGUUGGAAACCCUCUCAAUCUACUCGCUGCUGACCGAUUUCUACUUCCCUCGGGUCAUUAUCAACUUGAAGCUGAUUCGUAAGGUGGAGAUUUUGGAGCACGAAAAACUCCAGCCUAAACGCCCCGACGGUCUUUUCUCGCCGAAACUGUGGCUCCACUCGCGCUCAGGGCUGGGCACCGCCUCUCACCCCGAACUGAGAUCGGUGCUGGCCCUGGCUACCGACUCGGAAGAGCUGGACGAUGACGUCGAAGACAUGGAGGUGCCAUUGCUGGUGACGGAAGAUAACACCGAAGCUGCCACGGAGGGCGUAUGGAUCAAGCUUUCUACCAAGAAGAAGACGUACAAGUUUCAUUGCGACAACAUUUACCUGGCUCGUGAAUGGGUCAACAAUAUCCAGAAGUGUGUGUUCCGCUUACGCAACGCUAAUGCCGCCGAGGAAGUGAUCGUGAAGAUCCCGCUCGCUAACAUCGUGCUGAUUAAAGGUGACGACCUUCUCGUGGGGCUGAAGGAAGACGACGAACGUGACCCUCACGAACCGAGAAACGUCGUCAUCUACUACGUCAGUACUCACCACAAGAAACACCACCGCGAUGACCAAAAAGUCCACCAGCGCGAUACCCGCAUCGAGCUGAUCACGCUUGUGUUUUUCCGUAACGCUGCUGCCGUCAUUGACUUAUUACAGCGUACAUGGACAUUCUCGCCGAAACCACAGUCCCACGUCCAUAAUAUGGAGGAGACCAAGCGCGACCGGUUCUUCAGACGGGCAAAGCAGAUGGUGUCUCAGGAUGAGCACGCCUACUCACAGACGAUGCUGACGCUUUCAGACAACCACGGCCACGACUACAUUCUCGACCAGUUGGAGUACACGCUGCAGUUCCGGGCCGAGUUUGACGCCGUUACUCUGGCGCAUAAUAGUGACGACGAAGACGACGCUAAGCUGCUGCUGAAGUUCCGCAAGUUUAGCCACAAGUUGUUGCUGAGGUUCUCUGACGAGCCGUUGCACCCUCAAAAGGAAGUGGCGCCGGAAGGGCUGCCGCUGCUGCCAGCAUACCCGAAGCCGUUGACUUUGGAGCUGCUCCGUCGUCUCGGAAUGACAUUCACGACUCGUCUUAAGGACCCCCAGUGUACUUCGCUUGAGUACCAGAUGCAACUUCAACGCAAUCAGAUGAUGAAAGAAGGCCAGUGCCGGACGCUGGUUCCGGCGAUGGGGCUUCUGGACCCGCUGACUUACGACGAUCAGGCACGCAACAACCACAAGGAGAACCGCUUCGCUAAGAAGAUCAAGGUGGUGCUGGGUAUGCACAACUUCUUGACGCUGAACCCCAGUCACUACUUCCCUCUGGCCGAACACGACCAGUACUUUGUGGCUAACGAACAAGAAAGAGACGAGCUGUUACGCCGCUUCCGUGAACACUUUGCCGCGCUGAAGGAGCUGGAAUUGAUUGCGCUGUACUACGUGUACAUGAAGAAGGGCACGGUGCCUGUGUACGGUAAGUUGUACUUGGGGCUGGACGAGUUGUGUUUCCGGCUGAUGUUGAUCGGGGUGCUGACGAAGAUGGUGUUGCCGUUGCGUAAGAUCGAAAACGUCAACAUCUACAGGGACACGUUCAAGCUCCACCACAGCUUGGAGUUCACGUUAGCCGGAGCACGGCUGUUUGAAGUUGAAUUGGGGCUGGAACAGGCACGUGAUGACGCCUACUCAAUGAUCAUGACCCAAUUGCUGGCGGUGCACGCCGACGAGAACUGGGAACCCCAAGACCACGACUGGGCCCACAACUCGCUGGAUAAAGCGGCGCAACUGCGUAAGAAGCAAGAUUAUGGCCCCUUGCACCGUGAGGAUUACGACUACUUCAACCAGGUGCUUGAAAUUGACAAGGCUCGUGUCAAGAUGUUUGAAGAUAAGCUCGCUGCCGCCCUGGGGAUGGACAUUCCGUUCAUGUUGGAAGAUCUGCCAAUGUUCAUGACCGAAGUGAGACUGGCAAAGCCGAUGAAGAUAACGUUUUUGACCAUCGGGCUGCGUGGUGACGUCCAACCUUACAUUGCCUUAGGUAAAGGGCUUUUACGUGAAGGUCACCAAGUGACUAUUGCCACCCACCAUGAGUUUGGCGACUGGAUCCGUAAACACAACAUGGGGUUCAGAGAAAUUGCCGGUAAUCCCGCAGAAUUGAUGGACUUGAUGGUGCUGCACGGACUGAUGUCGGUUGGUUUCCUCAAGGACGCCAAGGCCAAGUUUGGCGAGUGGCUUAAGGAGUUGUUGUUUACGCUGUGGCGGGCCUGUCAAGGGUGUGAUUUGCUUAUUGAGCUGCCGCUGGCUAUGGCCGGUAUUCACAUUGCCGAAGCUCUUGGUGUGCCCUACAUGCGGGCGUUCACGAUGCCGUGGACCCGUACGCGGGCUUACCCUCAGGCGUUUAUGGUGCCUGACCUGAAUAAGGGCGGUUCCUACAACUACUUGACCCACGUGAUGUUUGAAGGUGUGUUCUGGAAGGCGAUGAGUGGCUACGUCAACCGCUGGCGGGUCAACGAGCUCAACUUGCCCCGCACCAACAUGUAUCGCAUGGCGCAGAACUCGGUGCCGUUCCUCUACAACGUGCUGCCUACCGUCCUUCCCCCAGCGCUUGAUUUCCCAGACUGGGUGAAGGUUACUGGUUACUGGUUCCUCGACGAAGGUGGGGCUAAGGACUACGACCCGCCUAAGGAACUCAUCCAGUUCAUGAAGAAUGCCCGUGACGACGACAAGAAGAUUGUCUACAUUGGGUUCGGGCUGAUUGUGGUUAAAGAUGCUCUGAAGAUGACCAAGGCCGUUAUCGAAGCGGUGCUUGAAGCCGACGUCCGCUGUAUCUUGAAUAAAGGGUGGCUGGACCGGUUGCUGAAGGAAAAGAAGCCUGAAAUCCAGUUGCCUCCCGAGAUCUACAACGCGGGGCUGAUCCCUCACGACUGGCUCUUCCCCAAGAUCGACGCUGCCGUCCACCACGGGGGGCUGGGUACCACCGGGGCGACGAUGAAGGCGGGGAUCCCCACCAUCAUCAAGCCGUUCUUUGGCGACCAGUUCUUCUACGCUAUGCGUUUGGAGGCGAUGGGCGUCGGUAUCGAGUUGAAGAAGUUGACGUCAAAGCUGUUAACCGAGGCCAUCAUCAAGGCCACCCUGGACGUCAAGAUGAUCGAACGGGUGCGCAAGGUGAGCGACAACAUCUCCAGAGAGUUUGGGGUGAUGACGGCGAUCAAGUGCAUCUACAACCAGAUGGAGUACGCCCGCAACUUGAUUGCCAUCAAGCAAUUGUACGCCGAAAACUACAAGAAGCACACUCCCGACUGGCGCGAAGAAGAGGACGGAUGGGACGAGCUGGACGAGGAGGCGAUGGCCGAGGCCCGCGAGGAAGUGGCUACCGCUGCCGAAGAGGACGACGAGGCCACGUUGGCUGCUUCGUCUCAACACUGA
This is a messenger RNA of Diutina rugosa, 4689 nucleotides long. It is a transcript of the gene UGT51C1, whose product is annotated as Ugt51c1p. The transcript has a single exon. Gene Ontology annotation, molecular function: hexosyltransferase activity; UDP-glycosyltransferase activity. NCBI's taxonomy places the organism in Eukaryota, Fungi, Ascomycota, Pichiomycetes, Serinales, Debaryomycetaceae. The record is from RefSeq and is a predicted model, not a curated record. Bases 1 to 4689 code for a protein of 1562 amino acids. Gene Ontology annotation, biological process: carbohydrate metabolic process.